Dictyostelium discoideum AX4 is the source of this 3477-nucleotide messenger RNA. RefSeq names its product transmembrane protein. Gene Ontology annotation, biological process: phospholipid transport. NCBI's taxonomy places the organism in Eukaryota, Evosea, Eumycetozoa, Dictyosteliales, Dictyosteliaceae. Bases 1 to 3477 code for a protein of 1158 amino acids. The transcript has 4 exons. Gene Ontology annotation, molecular function: ATPase-coupled intramembrane lipid carrier activity; ATP binding; ATP hydrolysis activity. The record is from RefSeq and is a predicted model, not a curated record. Gene Ontology annotation, cellular component: membrane; endomembrane system.
AUGUUAAAAGAAAGAAAAAAAUCAACAGAUAAUGGUAAAGAAAGUAAUAAUAGUAGUACAAAUUGUUAUACAUUAUUUUUAAAUGAUUCGAAACAAACACAUUCCCAAACUGGAAAGAAAUUUCCAAAAAAUUUUAUUAGGACAACCAAAUAUACAAUUUUAUCAUUUAUUCCAAAGAAUUUAUUCGAACAAUUUAGAAGAUUAUCAAAUUUUUAUUUCCUUUGUGUAUUGAUCAUUCAAUUAGUUCCACAAAUCUCACCAUUAUUACCAUUGACAAGUAUUUUACCAUUAUCAUUCGUAUUAAUUAUAACGGCUACCAAAGAGGCAUUAGAAGAUUAUAAUCGUUAUCAAAGUGAUAAAAAAAACAAUUUAGAACCAUAUACUAUAGUGAGAGAUGCUAAAUUGGAGACAAUAUCCUCUCAAGAUAUAUGUGUUGGUGAUAUUAUCCGUAUUCAAAAUGGACAACAAAUUCCAGCUGAUUUAGUACUAAUUUCAACAUCGCAUGAUGAAGGUCUUUGUUAUGUUGAAACCAGUAAUUUAGAUGGUGAAACUAAUUUAAAAGUACGUAAAGCAUUAGGUGAUACUAACAAACUAUCGACAGCUGAAGAUAUCUCCCUUCUUCGUGGUAGUAUAGUUUAUGAAACUCCAAAUGAACGUUUAUACAGAUUUAAUGGUAGAAUAGUUAUUCAAGGUAAAGAAAAUAUAAUUCAUUCUUUAAAUCAUACUAUGUUUUUACAAAGAGGAUCACAAUUAAGAAAUACAAAAUUUAUUUUUGGAGUUUGUGUUUAUGCUGGUGUUGAUACAAAAUUAUUUUUAAAUCAACAACCACCACCAUCAAAAUUUUCAACAGUUGAAAAAUUAUUAAACAAAUUAAUUUUAUUUGUUUUUAUAUUUCAAUUAAUAGUUUGUUUAUUAUGUGCAGUUGCAUCAGCAUUUUAUCAAGAGAUAGUGGUUGAAGAUAUGUUAUAUUUGGGACCAACAGUUUCUUUAUCAAUUUAUGGUGUUAGAAAUUUUUUCACUUAUUUUAUUUUAUUUAAUACAAUGAUUCCAAUUUCACUUUGGGUAACAUUGGAGAUGGUAAAAGUUGGACAAGCAAAGUUUAUGGAAUUUGAUAGUUAUAUGCGUUCACAAGUACUAACAAUUGAUCCAGCAACUGGUGAAGAGAAAGAAGUUGAAAAAGGGUGUAAAGCAAAAACCUCAAAUUUGAAUGAGGAUCUUGGUAGAAUUCAACAUAUUUUUAGUGAUAAAACAGGUACACUAACUGAAAAUAUUAUGAGAUUUUGUAAAUGUUCAAUUGGUUCAGAUAUUUAUGAUGAGAGGGAGAGUUCUGGUAGUUUGGUUAGAGCAUUGGAUGCAAGUAGAGAUUCAUCUUCAAAUCCAAAGAUAUUAAUAAAUGGUACAAACAAUACAAAGUUUCAAACUAUUCAAAGUUUUCUUCGUAUUCUUAGUCUUUGUCAUACUGUGAUUAGUGAAGUAGAUGAGGCAACUGGUAAUAUCACCUAUCAAUCACAAUCACCAGAUGAAUUAGCAUUGGUACAUACUGCAAGUAAUAAUGGAUUCGUGUUUUUGGAUAGAAGAACUGAUGAAAUCCUUUUAAGAGAGAAUGGUGUAGAUACUUCCUAUGGUCUAUUGGCAAUUUUAGAGUUUUCAUCAGCACGUCGUAGAAUGUCAGUAAUCGUUCGUACACCUGAAGGUACAAUUAAGCUAUUAACAAAAGGUGCUGAUAUGUCAAUCUCUUGUAGAUUGUUAAAUGAUAAAGAAAGAAAUGCAGCUCGUGAUGAAACUCUUAAUUUCUUAAAAAAUUUCUCAAGAGAUGGUUAUCGUACACUAAUGGUAGCUGAAAGAGAUUUAACAGUUGAAGAAUAUGAAGAUUGGAAACAACAAUUCUUUCAAGCCUCAACUUCAAUUGAAAAUCGUGAAGAGAAAAUUGAAGCCGUUUGUGAAUUAAUUGAAAAGGAUCUAUCAUUGGUUGGUACGACUGCAAUUGAAGAUAAAUUACAAAAUCAAGUACCGGAAACUAUUAGUUAUCUAUUGAAUGCAGGUUUACAUAUUUGGGUAUUGACCGGUGAUAAACAAGAAACCGCUGUAAACAUUGGUUACUCAUGUCGUCUAUUUGAUCCAGCUAUGGAAUUGAUUUUCGUCAAUACUGAAUCCUCGGAAGAGUGUGGUUUAAUUCUUGAUAGAUAUAUUGCAUUGUUACCACCAGAGAAUGAAAAUGAAGAUGUUAAAGAUACCCAAACCUAUGGUCAACAACAAAUGCAACAAGGCAUGAAUGGAGCCACGCCUGGAAUUAUGAAUAUGAUUAGCAAUAGCUUGCAAUCUGGUUCUGGUAAUAAAACUCCAAUCAUUGAUAUUAUCAUUCCAACAUUGGCGGUUGAAUAUGGUUUAGUAAUUGAUGGCCAUACAUUGACCUUUGCAUUGAAUGACCAUAAAGAGAAAUUCCUUCGUUUAGGUAGAGCUUGUAAAUCUGUAAUUUGUUGUAGAACUACACCACUUCAAAAAGCACUAGUUGUAAGAGUUGUAAAACAAAGUGAAAAAAAGAUUUCUUUGGCAAUUGGUGAUGGUGCAAAUGAUGUAUCGAUGAUUCAAGAAGCUCAUGUUGGUAUCGGUAUAUUUGGUAAAGAAGGUACUCAAGCUGCCCGUGCUUCAGAUUAUUGCAUUCAUCAAUUUAGUCAUUUAAAGAGACUACUUUGUGUACAUGGCCGUUAUUCUUACAUUAGAGUAUCUGGUUUAAUUCAAUAUUCUUUCUAUAAAAACAUGAGUUUCACUCUUUGUUUACUUUGGUUCUCAUUUAGUAGUCUUUUCACUGGUCAAACUAUAUUUGAUUCUUGGAUUAUCACUUUCUAUAACAUUCUUUUCACAUCUUUACCACCAUUCUUUUAUGGUCUCUUUGAAAAGGAUAUUGAUGAAGAAAGUAUUAUGGAAAAUCCAAAUCUCUAUAAAAGUAUACAACAAAGUCAAAUCCUAAGUAAAAAAUCAUUUUUCGUUUGGAAUCUAUUAGGUUUAUGGCAUUCAUUAGUAACUUUCUUUGGUGUAAAAUUAUUGUUUGUAAAUGAUGUCAUGUCUUCAAAUGGUCAUGUUGCUGGUAUUUGGACUUUAGGUACUUUGGUAUCAACUGCUUCAAUUUUAACUGUAAAUGUAAGAAUGGCAAUUGAAACAAAACUUUGGAAUUAUAUUUCAUUAGUUGGUAUGAUAAUAUCUUUAGCUGCUUACUUUAUAAUGUUAGUACUUUAUGCUUUCUUUUUACCUUUAAAUUCAAAUAUGUAUGAUAUAUUUUCAUCUCAAUUAGAAACUGGCUCAUAUUAUUUUACAAUUAUUGUUAUUAUUAUUGUUGCUAUCUUCCCCGAUUUCUGCAUAAAAUAUUAUAGUAGAAUGUAUGCACCAAAAGAUACUCAAUUAGAAAAAGAAAGAAAAGGAUUAAAAGGUGUUAAAGAAUAUCAAAGAGAAAUGAAAGAAUUUAAUAAUCAAAGAGCUUAA